Molecule: messenger RNA, 2027 nt
Organism: Haliotis rubra (blacklip abalone)
Lineage: Eukaryota; Metazoa; Mollusca; Gastropoda; Lepetellida; Haliotidae
Product: yrdC domain-containing protein, mitochondrial-like
Exons: 5
Coding region: 82-846 (254 amino acids)
Biological process (GO): regulation of translational fidelity
Cellular component (GO): cytoplasm
Molecular function (GO): tRNA binding; double-stranded RNA binding; nucleotidyltransferase activity
Source: RefSeq, a predicted model, not a curated record
CGAUUUGAAACCAUCAUGUCUGCGCCCAGGUGAUGCAAUGUGUUGGAAACCCGUUCUUGCACAAACCGACAUUACUGUUGCAUGUUUUCAAUAUUCGUUGUAAGACAUGUUAUGAUCAGAACAUAUUUAACGAGGCUCCGUAACUGCCAGAAAAGUACCAUGGCUAAAAUUAUUCCUGUUGACCUGGACGGUCCCAACUCGCAAAUUGAUAUGGUGCAGAGUGUGAUGUCUGGAGCCAAGAGUUUGCUUGCUGGUCAUGUAAUAGCUGUUCCAACAGACACUAUUUAUGGAGUGGCAGGACUUGCUCAAAACAGUAAUGCUGUUGCAGAAAUAUACAACAUUAAACAGAGGAACUUAGAGAAGCCCAUAGCUAUCAGUGUGGGAGACAUUCAGGAUAUUUACAGAUGGAGCAAGGUGACUGUCUCGGAGGAGGUGCUGCAGGAUCUCCUUCCUGGUCCUGUUACCGUGGUGAUGCAGAGGAGCAAGGAACUUAACCCAGAACUGAACCCCAACACAGAACUGGUUGGUGUCCGUAUCCCUGACCACGAUUUCAUCAGAGCACUCUGCAGAAGUUGUGGCGGACCAAUUGCGCUGACAAGUGCCAACUCCAGUGGAUCUCAAAGCACCUUGUCUGUUGAAGAAUUCCAGUCACUGUGGCCCCGACUAGAUCUGAUAUUUGAUGGUGGUCAACUUGGUGACACAGAAGAGUCGAGACUUGGAUCUACAGUUGUUGAUCUCUCCAUAGAGGGCAAGUUCCGUAUCAUCAGGGAAGGCAGUGCCUAUCAAGCCACCGUGGAUUUGCUCAGGAACAAACACAAGAUAGAAGAAAUACUCAAGAUCUUAUAGCAUUAUUUUUUAUCAUGAACAAAUCUUUUAUUGGCAUUGUUUUGUACAAAUAAUAUAUUUAUAUCCAUGCGAUGGAUCUGUUAUUUUGUAUCUCUCUUAUUUACAGUUUUAAGGUUGUUCAUACAUCUUGAAUUUUAGAGGAUAUUGACCACAAAGUUUCUAACAUAUUACACGUGCCAGAUAAAUGAGGGGUCACCUUUCUCGACCAACAUACAAUCUAUAUCAUGAUGCUCUAGUGUCACCACUUGUGUGUGAAUGUUUGCUGUUCUGUGACCACAUGGUCCAGUGGAUGGAGAGUGGGAGGUCGGAGGCUUCAUCCUGCUUCAUAUCAGAACAUGUAUAUUGGAUGGGAUGCAUUAAUGGGAUCCAACAAGGAUUAUUAUACAACUCGUUUUCAGUUCAUUUUCGACUAGUAACUUAUGCAUAGUAACUAGAUCUGGGGAGAAAUUCAUGAGCUUCUGUAGAUUUUGUCCAAUCAUCGGACACCUGCACCUGUGUCUUAAGUGGAAGACUGGGUUUAGUAUGUUUGUAAUCUGUAUUCCAGAUGGCAAGCCCUUAGUUCACUUCCCCUUUAUAACUUCCUCUAUAUCGGGUAGAAGACACAUUGUAUAACUCAGGUUGAGUCCUUGUCAAGCAUUUGACAUGGCUUGGUUCACAAAAUUUUAUCAUUUACUGUUUUUAUAGAAUGAUAUUUCUGUUUAAUUUACAAAUUCAUUUGUGAGAUUUCAUUUUUAGUUACGGUGUCCAUGUGCUAACUGAUGAAGACAGAACCAUACAACCACGUGCAUGUUGACAUGUUCAUCUCUCAAACUCAGGAUAGGGAUACAAGGCUGCCAAAGCUGACAAAUAACAAUGGAAUAUCAUUUGAGUAAUAACUAGCUGUAGAGAAAAAUAUUUUUCCCUCAUAAGAAUGAAAUAAAUGUAUUAAUUUCAAAUUUAACAUCAUUUGCUAAGUCUGUUUAAGAGAUGGACAUUUUUAUAAGAAGUUUUAUUUCUUAUGGACAUGUAUGCUGCAACUGUCAUGCUCUUGAACUGUGCACCGGUUUAUGCAUUUAUCUUACCAUGUCCCACACUGCCCCCACACUGCCCCCACACUGCCCUCACAUUGUUUACUUCUACUGAAUGGCAUUUGGAAUGGAUAUCAUGUAUCAUGUUAUGUAAAUAAAACAUUUUAGACUAUA